Molecule: messenger RNA, 3379 nt
Organism: Pyricularia oryzae 70-15
Lineage: Eukaryota; Fungi; Ascomycota; Sordariomycetes; Magnaporthales; Pyriculariaceae
Exons: 4
Coding region: 534-2426 (630 amino acids)
Biological process (GO): amino acid transmembrane transport
Cellular component (GO): endoplasmic reticulum
Molecular function (GO): amino acid transmembrane transporter activity
Source: RefSeq, a predicted model, not a curated record
CGGCUGCAAGGUAAGGUAACGAGGUUAAGCGCACCGUGAAUAACCAAAAGACGCUCUGACUGGCGUACAGGGAUGAGGGCACUAACAUUACGGUUUCCCUGCGUGUCAAGUUUACUCCUGAAAACGAAAAAGACCCUUAAUGUCCGUCUGGCGGAACUUGAUCUCCAUAGAGUUAAAAUACCUAUCUGUCUAGUUCCUUUUCGCCUAGGCAAUCAUCCCUUACAAAAGAAGGCCUCUAGUCCACAGACUUCGGUUGUUCGGCAAAAACAAAGAAAUACUAAAGACGACAGUCAUUGGAGCAGAUCGCGCAGGCAGAGAGCAUCUUCGACCAGCAACCCAACCCGAACGAAGCAUUGACGAUCACAAGCAGCUUACGGCGUCGUAGUGAGCACACGUAACACAAAACACACAACACACACUUUCAAACCGAACUGUCUUCUUCCACAGGCACCUCCAUACGCACAAUACGGACGAGCUUGAGCAGUUACAAGAACUUGAAACAAAUUGCCGGGGCAGCAUAAGAUGCGCUGGUGAUGAACCGGCUGCCAAUGGCCAAGGCCAGAUCUUCGUUCCUCGGAAGCAGCAGCUCCACGCCGCGUGCCAACGACAACGACGAGGACGUUGGCCUGUUGGCCUCUCACAACCAAGAUGUCGCUCAUGCCGCCGCCGCGAUAACAUCACCCAGGUCGGUGCCGGGAGACCCGGAGCAGCAGCAGCAGCAGCAACAUCAACAAACUCACCAACAAACUUCAGACUCGAAACCGCCCUCAAGGAGGCCACAAUCCCUACAAAACACAGAGCGCCGGCCAUCUGCUCUUCACUCCCCGAGCCUCACCGGCGAGUCGCGUACGCCCCGCACGCCGAACCGAGUACGCUUCGAUCUGCAGCCCAUCGUGGUCGGCGGGGGCGUCGACGCAGCAACAGCCAACAAUGGCCGCCGGACAUCCAACGGCAGCGCCCCGGGGGGUCCGGGACAGGGCCUCGGGGGCGAGUUCAACCACCCACUGCUGGCGCUGUCGUCUCCUUCGUCGCGUUCCAGCUUCGACAGCUACGACAGCGAGUUCGGCGUCGACUCGGAGCCCGAGAACGCCGAGACGGAGCGCCGCCUGCCGCUGCUCACCAACAUCGAGGCGCCCUCGGUCUCACUGGCCAACAGCGGCGCGGAAUGGGCCAACGGCGGCGCCGAGUGGGCUGAGGACCACAACCGGCCCAAGAGCGGCCUGCGCGCCGCCUUCAUGAACAUGGCCAACAGCAUCAUAGGCGCGGGGAUCAUUGGCCAACCGUACGCUUUCAAGAACGCGGGCCUGCUGGCCGGCGUCUUCUUGCUCAUCUCGCUGACAGUCGUCGUCGACUGGACCAUCUGCCUCAUCGUCAUCAACAGCAAGCUCUCCGGAGCAAACAGCUUCCAGGGAACGGUGGAGCGCUGCUUCGGCAAGCCCGGCCUCAUCGCCGUCAGCGUGGCCCAGUGGGCUUUUGCGUUUGGCGGUAUGGUGGCAUUUGGUGUCAUUGUAGGGGAUAGCAUACCGCACGUCUUUCUGGCAAUUUGGCCUGAUUUGCGCAACAUACCCGUACUUGGGCUACUGGCUGACCGCCGUGCCGUUAUUGUGAUUUUUACGCUGGGCAUUAGCUACCCGUUGACGCUGUAUCGUGACAUUUCCAAGCUCGCCAAAGCAAGCACCUUUGCUCUAGUGAGCAUGCUGGUCAUUGUCUUUACUGUCGUUAUUCAAGGCCUUUUAACCCCCAAAGAGCUGAGGGGCUCCUUUGACACGUCACUCCUGACGGUGAAUACGGGUAUAGCUCAAGCUAUUGGCGUAAUAUCGUUCGCCUUUGUCUGUCAUCACAAUUCCCUCCUCAUCUACGGAUCCCUCGAGAAGCCGACGAUAGACCGGUUCUCGCGCGUGACGCACUACUCGACGGGCGUGUCGAUGCUCGCCUGCCUCCUCAUGGCCCUCGCGGGCUUCCUGACCUUUGGCGACAAGACGCUGGGCAAUGUGCUCAACAACUUCCCGGCCGACAACACCAUGGUGACGAUUGCACGGCUCUGCUUCGGGCUCAACAUGCUCACCACGCUGCCGCUUGAGGCCUUUGUGUGCCGCGAGGUCAUGUUCAACUACUACUUUCCGGGAGACCCCUUCAACCUGAACCUGCACCUCAUCUUCAGCUCCGCUCUCGUCGUCAGCGCGAUGGCCUUGAGUCUGAUGACGUGCGACCUGGGCGUCAUCUUUGAGCUCGUCGGGUCCACCAGCGCCUGCGCCAUGGCGUACAUCCUGCCGCCGCUCUGCUAUAUCAAGUUGGCGAGUCGCAGCUGGCGGACCUAUUGCGCUUGGGCCGUCGUUGUGUUUGGCUGCUUGGUGUUUGUCGUGAGCUUAUUCCAGUCCUUGGAGAAGAUCAUCACCGGCAACGGAGGGCCGGCUGUCUGCAUGUAGAACAUAUUUGGAAAGACGAUAGUGUAUUAUUACUGUUUGACACUAUUUGAACAGGUAACCAAGCCGUGCUUGUUGUCCAUCGUGGUCUAGAUACGACAGAGCAUUCCUGCCUCCUGUGGUAUUUUAUGCCGGCCAGUACAUGAAUAUAAUCUCUUAGUGAACACCCAGUUUCAUGUCCUGGGAAGCAUUUCACCAUUUGAGGCACCGUUGCUCGAGCGGGAACUGAUCAGCCACCUGCGUGCGUAUCGGCAUAACCGCUCUACCUCCUGAUCAAUUUGUCGUUCAAGGGUCUGCCGGUGUGGGGAGCGGGGGCAAGGAAUUGGAUGCCAGCACAGCUCAAAGUUUAGAGAAUGGUGGGCAGGUGGUAUGCCCUGCAUGAGUGUGGUGCAACUGCCCAUGGUUGGUGGUCCGUCUCUACUAAGACGAUCAUAACCACAGCCACACGUGUCAGUUGAUGGCAGAAAUACCUACCUACGAAGUCCUACCGGUCCGAAGGAAACCAACUUAUUCUUAGUCCGAUAAAACAGCCUGAUUAGCUGCUCGGACUAAAACGAACAAUGGCUAAUGCUCUUCUCCUGUUUUUCUUUCUAAUUUAUCCCCUCACCGUAUGUUUCAAGCAAGAACAUUCUGCGCCUUCUUCCUCCUAAAACUCGGGCGGGUUAUUCGGGAAUUGUCGACGUAGGGGAUCCACGGGGGUCCCCUAGCCUGCAUACCUCCGAAACGGUCCAACGGGAUCGCGCGGAUUGGCGAGCAUGGCAGUAAAUGGAACUCUUGGUUCACAGAAACCCCCCACUCCAAAUCUGCAAAAAGACAAGGUUAGUGCUGCGUUGUUUUUACUGCGACUUUGGGUUCAUGGUCUCUGCGCCGGGUUCAUGCACGUAAACUCCGGUUUAAAAGUUAGAUGAUGCAGUGCUACUGGUGUAAAUGCCCCCUUAAAAAAUAGGGCGUGUAGC